AUGUCUGCUCCGACAACAAACAGAACCGCCGAGGGCAUCAACGCACUUGAAUUUCUCACCAAACGACAAACCGUCAGAGGUGACUGGACGUGCCAAUUCUUCUUCGAUGGUCCAGGCCAUGACGCUCUCAGAGCCGAUCACGCAGCCUUCAACAGACUGUUUGGCGGCCCUCGCCUUACCGCUCGUGGCGGACAGUGCUAUGUUGGGAGGUGCAACGGACGCGACUUUGCGUGGUGCAACAUUGCUUCAAACACACGUUCUGAGUACUCCAAUCAGAGGAACCUCGUUGCGGAUACAAACCCUUAUAGCGGGAUCAACUGCGUGUAUGACUAUAUGCCUGCUUAUGAUUACUACUGGUGGCGAUGGGAGGGCGCUUUGCGGUUUGAUAACAGUGACAUUCGCAGAUACUGA
This is a messenger RNA of Podospora pseudocomata, 411 nucleotides long. RefSeq lists its product as uncharacterized. The coding region runs from base 1 to 411 and encodes 136 amino acids. NCBI's taxonomy places the organism in Eukaryota, Fungi, Ascomycota, Sordariomycetes, Sordariales, Podosporaceae. The transcript has a single exon. The record is from RefSeq and is a predicted model, not a curated record.